AUGGGCUGGGGCCGCGCCGUGUGCGCGCUGCUGGCCGCCGGGCUGCUGGCCGCCGGGGCUUUCCCCCAGACCAACAUCAAGAUCAGCCAAGCCCUGCCGGAGCCCGUGCACGCCUACUCCUGCCCUCUCUUCUGGACGGAGUAUGAAGGCCACUGCUACCGGUACUUCCCCAUCAACAAAACCUGGGCUGAAGCCGACCUCUACUGUGCUGAGUUCUCCAUCGGCAUCAGGUCAGCGAAGCUGGCCUCCAUUCACAGCUGGGAAGAAAAUGUCUUUGUGUACGACCUGGUGAACAGCCGUGUGCCCGGCAUCCCCACCGACAUCUGGACGGGGCUCAACGACCUGCGGCAGGAGGGUAACUUCGAGUGGACGGAUGGCUCCUCCUACGACUAUAACUACUGGGACGGCAGCCAGCCCGACGACGGCAUCCACUCCAUCCCGGAGGAGGAGGACUGCGUGCAGAUCUGGUACCGGGCCAGCAGCGCGCUGCGCUCCUGGAAUGACAACGCCUGCAGCCGAGCCUUUCCCUUUGUCUGCAAAAUCCCCUCACUGGCCCUGGACUGA
This is a messenger RNA of Cygnus atratus (black swan), 564 nucleotides long. RefSeq names its product C-type lectin domain containing 19A (gene CLEC19A). The record is from RefSeq and is a predicted model, not a curated record. NCBI's taxonomy places the organism in Eukaryota, Metazoa, Chordata, Aves, Anseriformes, Anatidae. Gene Ontology annotation, molecular function: signaling receptor activity. Bases 1 to 564 code for a protein of 187 amino acids. The transcript has 5 exons.